Messenger RNA from Choloepus didactylus (southern two-toed sloth), 5588 nucleotides. RefSeq names its product RAB6B, member RAS oncogene family (gene RAB6B). The record is from RefSeq and is a predicted model, not a curated record. Bases 377 to 1003 code for a protein of 208 amino acids. The transcript has 8 exons. Lineage: Eukaryota; Metazoa; Chordata; Mammalia; Pilosa; Megalonychidae. Gene Ontology annotation, molecular function: GTPase activity; GTP binding.
GGGCAGACUCGCGCGGCUUGGGAGAGCGCUCCUCCGCCCCGCGCGCCGUCCCUGCGCCCCGCUCCGCCCGCGCCUAGCCUAGCUGCCCGCGCCGCGCCUCGGGCGUCCAGAGCGCGCCCCUCGCACCGCAGCAAGCGCGGCUCGCGGCAGCCCAGCCCCAAUCUUCCUCCGCCUCCUCCUCCUCCUCCUUCGCUGCCGCUGGACACGCAGCCGCAGGCCGGGGCCGGGACGCAUCUGGGGAGUCAGGGACGCGCGCAGCCAGCCCUUCCCCCUCCGGCUCCCGCACCGCCGGCCGCCUCCCCUUGCCCUCCUCCUCUCCCCUCCCUGCUUCCUCGCUUUUUCCUCCUGCUCCUCUCCCGGCCCGGCUCCCAGCACCAUGUCCGCAGGGGGAGAUUUUGGAAACCCUCUGAGGAAAUUCAAGUUGGUGUUCCUGGGGGAGCAGAGUGUCGGGAAGACGUCUCUGAUCACGCGAUUCAUGUACGACAGCUUUGACAACACAUACCAGGCAACCAUUGGGAUUGACUUUUUGUCAAAAACCAUGUACUUGGAGGAUCGUACGGUGCGACUGCAGCUCUGGGACACGGCCGGCCAGGAGCGCUUCCGCAGCCUCAUCCCCAGCUACAUCCGGGACUCCACGGUGGCUGUGGUGGUGUACGACAUCACAAAUCUCAACUCCUUCCAACAGACCUCCAAGUGGAUUGAUGAUGUCAGGACAGAGAGGGGCAGUGACGUGAUCAUCAUGCUGGUGGGCAACAAGACGGACCUGGCCGACAAGAGGCAGAUAACUAUUGAGGAAGGGGAGCAGCGUGCCAAAGAACUGAGCGUCAUGUUCAUUGAAACCAGUGCAAAGACUGGCUACAAUGUGAAGCAGCUCUUCCGACGUGUGGCAUCUGCUCUGCCUGGAAUGGAGAAUGUCCAGGAGAAAAGCAAAGAAGGGAUGAUCGACAUCAAGCUGGACAAGCCCCAGGAGCCCCCGGCCAGCGAGGGUGGCUGCUCCUGCUAAUGCAGAGCCUGACCAGCUGGCUUCCUUUGACACUACUCGCUUGUUGUGUUACACGCUUCCUAUUGGUUAGCUUCCUAAGGGGGUGAGAAAUGAGUUUAUCAAGAUGGGAGGAUUUUUCUUUUCUCUCUGUCUCUAGGAGUAGGGUGGGGUGGGGAGGGAGGCUGGGCAUCAGGGAUCAUGUCACUCUUAACAGCUGUUACUUAAACAACUAUUUUUUGGUUUGGUUGUAAUAUAUUGUACUUUAUUAAGAUUGCCAAAAACUGUUAAAAUUUAAAAAAAAAAAAUUUAAAUCAUGUGUAUACAACUUUUUGCCAGAUAAAAAUGUAGUCAUUUUUAUUUGAAAGACGUGCUUUUUGUUUUUGUAUAUUUGUAAACUUACAGAGAACCCUUUCCACACACCAACUCCUUCCUGUCCUCUCUGAACUGUUCAUCACCUGUGCCCUCCUCCCACCUCCAGCCCAAGAAAUUGAAACAAUUCAUUGGGCAACUUAAUUAGGCUCCAGUCCUGAGCCAUGAGGCCCAGACCAACCAGGCCCCACUGUUCAGGUUAAAAUCAAACAUUGGUUGAACAAAACAGCCUCUGAAGAGGCAGCUCUGACUCUACUUCUCCUUUGGUCAGAGUGGGACCCAGCCACGGCCCUAGCUAAAAUUAAGGCCUUGUGGACUGCAGGGAGCCCAGCAGCAGGCCCUGAGGGAACGCCUCCUCUUUCUCCUUUCUCUUCCCUCAAAAACCUUGAGGGAGGUGGUAGGUACUUGCUAUAGGCAACCUUGAGUUCUCUGUGGGCCUCCUAGUGAUUUACAGAGCAAGAGGUCAUUGGAAGGAUGGGGUGCAGUUGGCAAAUGCAGGCUGUGGCGAAGUGCGUUUUAUCGACUGGGGUGCAAUGUGGAGUUCUGAAAAUGUUUUAACCAAUCCGCCCACCUAUCAGCACACAGAUCUGGGUCAAAUUCAAGGAAAGGGCAAGAAGAAACUCAGCGUGUGAUGGUGGUAUAUCACCCUGAAGCCCUCCUCCUGAGCUGGGAUGUCAGGGAAGUGGGAGCCUGUACCACAUGGUUUUAGUCUGGCUGUGACUGGGGAGGGGGGGGGAGUUGUCUGCGGAACUUCUGCCUUGAAAGUAUAUGUUCUCAGAUCCUUGGUUGUAAUAUUGUUGAGCACUGUUCUGGAAAAGUCAGUUUUUUGGUGUUUUUCUGCCCCACUGGCAUGAUACAGUUGAAAUCUUUGUGCACAUACUUUGUGGAUGUUGUAGCAGCACUGUGUUUGCGUGAAGGUAUGGCUGAGGUGUGACCCUGCCCCCAGAGAGCCAUCCUUGCCAUUUUUGACUCAUUCUGAGAAGGGCUCAGUCUUGAGGACCUGUAAAAUCUCUGAAGAGAACUUGGUCUCCUCACUAAGUGAUGGUACCCACUUGGCCAACAUUCCAAAUAGAUCCAUCCUAACAACCCUGUGCCUAUGCAGAGCUAGGCAGUGGGCAGCAACUCUGGCCAAAACAAUCAACUCGUUUUGGCUCUUCCUCCAGACUGCUGAUGGGCAUGUCAUAGACAGGCUAGGGUCUGGGGUAUAGUGGGUGGUGAAUUCCCCAAGGCGGGGCCCCAGCAAGGUUACUGAACUGAAUUUUGGGACUUCUCAGAAACUAAUCCAAAAUGGUGGCCAGUAAGUGUGGCAGACACUGGCAAGACUUACUGGUAUUUGUCUGGUGGAUCUGCCACACGUCAGCCUAGGAAACUGUGUGUCAUAGCUGAUCUAGCUGAUCUUGAGAGAGGAAUUUACCUUCAGGUGAAGAAGAGAGGAAACAGGAUUCCCACUGAGCUCCUCUUCCAGGAGGCAAAGACCAAUGUAAGAACGUAAUUCAAGUGUCAUGUGUUUAAUUUUUAUAUGUGUGUACAUAAUUAUAUAUAGAGAUAGACUUGUGUAUACACUUUCCACAAACACAUUCUCACACAGAAAUACAUGUGCUCAAUGUAUAUUUUUGUUUUUCCUGCUCUCAAGUUGGAACUUGCAUUGUGAUAACAGUUUUGGAAAUUCAAAAGUACUGCAAUGUGUUCAAAUAAGAAAUACUUAAUAUUGUCAAAUAACUUGUGAUUGUCUUGCCAUCAAUAAAAUAAUGCAUAGAUGUGUUAAACUAGAGGCAAAAAAUAGCCCAUGGGAAUAUCCACCAUCUCUCUCUAUAUAUAUGUGUACUUUUAUGCAUGGGUGUGUGUGCCUGUGUGGGCCAGUAUCCCCCCACCACGGGCACACCCCCAAGUGGUGCUUGUUGGAAGAGUGCUUACUUACCUCGUGAGAAUUUACUGGAGUCCAUGUCACAAUGCACAGCUUUGUUGGCAGGGCCGUUGCUUGUGGCCUUGGGACAGCCCCACUCAUAGGCAUCUGCACUGGGUGUAGGGAAUGAAUAUAUGGUGGAUUUUUAUUUUCUUGGCACUAAAGAGUAGCUCUUCUUAAAACUUUUCUGUAAAUGAAGUAGAAACUCGGUUCCCUUCUCUUGUUAUGUCCACAUCCAAGGCAUCAUGGACUGUUUUUUCCAUCACAGCCCUCAAGGAGCAGUAAAGGACAUAUUAGAUGUCCUUUGGCUUGAUGUGGCCUUAGCGAGCCCUACCCUUCCUAGCGUGUACACAUCAUUGUCUCUCUUGCUUCCAGGCUCUCCCCAGCCCAGUGGGCCUCUGAAGGGAAGGGCAGUCACCUCCUGUUGUCCUUCCAUGUUAGUAUAGUUCCAUGCCAUUGCAGGACCCUCUCCUUUCCUUGGGACUGGCUUCCCUGCCUCAUUUCCUGGGGUCCACUAAGGCAGCCAGACCUCUUUCACAGAAGUGCAUUAGUUCCUUGUCUCUUGUCAUGGGCAGGUGGCAUCAUUGUGCUCGUUUAUAGGUAGGCUCUUGACUCAGAGUUAAGGGUCAAUAAUACAAUGAUCGGGUUUCCUUGACGAUGUUAUGAACUUGCCUCAGCAUCCCCAGUGAAAGUAUCUACCUUUGUUUAAUUUAGAUGGGCUAGCAGAGAGCAAAGCAGGUGAUGCCUUUUAGGAUAUGAUCUCAGUUCAGUCAGCAAUGCAGGCCGUCACCUUAAGGACUUCGUCUGAACUGGUCAGGGUCAGAAGAUGGUCAGGGUCAUCUUCUUUUGGCUCUCUCUGAUUUUCUUUAGGGACAUUGAGGAAAACCUGUCAGUAAAACUGCUAUUCUGCAGGCACCAGAAAAAUUGAGCGUUAAGAUGCAAAAAGCAGGCAGAAUAUUUAUAUUCAGGCACACACAUGCCAAAAAGGAGAGAAUUCAGUUUCUUGAGGACUAGAACUGCAGUUGUGUAGUCUAAGGUUAGCCUGCUUGGCAACUGAUCAUAAGCAAUGGUUCCUUUAGGCACAGGCUUUCCUGCUGUCACUAUUGCCACUGUCUUUCUCACAUCAUCCUCAAACAUUCUGAAAUGUUCCCGGGUCCAAAGAGCAAUGGCCAGAGCAGUUUGAGUGUCUUAGGUGCACAAAAUGAGGACUGAAGUGUGGUGAAAGCUACCAGUGCAGCCACAUCUGAAGCCCAACAUCUCCAUUCUCCUGGUGGCUAGCCAUGCUAGGAGCCCCCUGCCCUCCAGUACCAACUGUGACAAAAAAGGGAUGGCACUGCUGGCUUCGGUGUCCUCUAGGUAGAGCAGCCUCAUUCCUUCACAAGGCAGAGGGCAGGUGAGGAUGUCAGGACAUGAGAACAGGUAGCCUAGGCCUGUAAGGCCUAUCUGAGUCCCACAAAGGGCGGCCAAACAGCUGCAUGUCUGUGUAUACUGACCAAGGCAGAACUGUUAAUGUACAUCAGUUUCCAAACUACCUCUUCCCAGAGUAGUAAGGCACUGUCACCUUGCUACAGCAGUGUGAGGCAAAGGUCUUAUCAUUCUUCCUGAUUCCCAGGCAGGAAAACCAAGAUAGAGAAAGGUCAAUUACCUGAAAAGUAAAGAGUGAUCAGAACCAAGGUGUUUCCAUUCUUCGUCCAUUGCCGAUCCAUGUGUACAAAUGUGACCUGUAUACUUACACAUAAAGGACCGCUGUGCAUACAUGUAUUCCUCAGACCAUCUCUACUCUGUGGUUAGGGUGUAAGAUUCUUCCCAGUGCAUCUGUGUGAGCUGGGAGAGAAUCCAGUGAAUUUUGGGCUCCUCCACUGCAAAGAAAGUCCAGUCCCCAAGUCCAAUCUGAUUGUCUUGGGCACUCAUGCAGACCAGGACAUGCUAAUAAAAUUUUUGUUUGAAAUGAACUAUUUGGGAAUUCCCAAACCUUGGGAUCUCAAUGUGCAAACUCCCUGGACUCCAGACCCCUAUCUGGUUGGCACUCCCAGCAGGGUAUGGUUUAUCAGGGAAACCUUACAAUGGGGGUUUGGAUGGUUCCUUCAGGAGGUGGGAAACCUCCAUAGCACUGAAGGCCAGCCUGCGUCUCAUGAUAUAUGUCAACUUCUCCCCUUCCUGUCCCCUCACCCACCCCCAUAGAGUGACUGGCCGUGAGGAGCACAGAGGGUGGCAUCUCCAUCUCUUACUGGCUCAAAAGGCAUAAGCGGCCAUACUGACUUUACAUGAAACUGUGUAAAACGUGGAAAAGACUCAGCAUGUUGGUCAAACAAUAAACUGUCCUAAUUCUCACCA